CGCCUUUCUGCAGUCGAGGAAGCCAACAUGGCAGCCACUAUGAAGGGACCUGUAGCAGUUGAAGAUGUCAAUGUCACUUUUGAAGACCAACAGAAGAUCAAUAAAUUUGCCAGGAACACGAAUCGGAUGACGGAGCUGAAAAAUGAAAUAGAGGCAAAGAAAAAAUCUCUGCAGAACUUGCAGGAUGCCAGCGACGACCUAAUGAUGUUAGACGACGACUCUCUAUUGAUCCCGUAUCAAAUUGGGGACGUCUUUGUCAGUCACACCCAGGAAGAAACACAAGAGAUGCUGGAGGCUGCCAAGGAAACACUGGAGCAGGAGGUCAAAGGCCUUGAGGAACGGGUGUCAGCGAUACAGCAAGUAUUGGGGGAUCUGAAGGUCCAACUGUAUGCCAAGUUUGGUAACAACAUUAACCUGGAGGCAGAUGAAAGCUGAGCUGUGAAAUGGACUUUGACAGCUGCCCCAACACGGACUUUUUUCACGCGGCUCUCGUAUCAGAUUCACAGAGCGUUUGCCAAACAGAACAUCAAGUAGGACUCGGCAUGAACGGCUUAGAUUCUAGCUUCUGGCUUUUGUUUACACAGAUGUUGUUUGAUUCUUCAGUUUAGCUUUGGCAAACCAAUUCACAAGGACAACAAAAGUAAAGAUUUGGAUACUAAAUAAAUGCACAUCAUUUCUAACGGAUUUUAAUUGGUCACGAUGCUCAUAUCUUUUUCUUCUUUUUUUUUAUACUGUUAAUCAAACUCAAGUAAAAAAAAAGAGAAACACAACAGCUGUGUAGUAUUUUAACUCCUGACAAUUUUAACGUUCUGGACUUGUUACAUUUGUGGACUCACUUUGUGUUUGACUACACUAAAGGCACGACGAAAUUAACAAAAUGUCUCUGACACAUCAGUGCACUGUGCUGUCUGUAUUAAUGACUGAAAUCUGCUUGACCUUUACUCCCAAAGUUUGUGGUGUUGCCACGGCAAAUCGAGUUGAUUAAAUUAGUUCCUUCUGUCA
This is a messenger RNA of Plectropomus leopardus (leopard coralgrouper), 1002 nucleotides long. RefSeq names its product prefoldin subunit 4 (gene pfdn4). The record is from RefSeq and is a predicted model, not a curated record. Gene Ontology annotation, biological process: protein folding. Gene Ontology annotation, cellular component: prefoldin complex; cytoplasm. Lineage: Eukaryota; Metazoa; Chordata; Actinopteri; Perciformes; Serranidae.